AUGACAGAUCUUAAACCGCCCUUUACUGAGGAGACUGCGCUGAAGAAAGUCAAAGCAGCCCAGGAUAUGUGGAAUACGAAGGACCCCGCCCGAGUCGCGCAAGGAUACAGCCCAACAUGUAUCUGGCGUGUUCGAGAUUUAUUCUUUACCGGGACAGAGUCCAUCGUCGCGUUUUUGGAAGGGAAAUGGAAACGCGAGCGUAAUUAUCGACUUCGGAAGGAACUUUUCGCUUUCCGGGAUGAUCGCAUAGCUGUGCAGUUUUGGUAUGAGUUUCAAGACGUGGAAGAUGGAAUGCGCUGGAAGAGGUGCUAUGGAUUGGAAGACUGGACAUUUGAUGAGACCGGGAAGAUGUGCAAAUGUAUGAUGAGUGGAAAUGAUGUCCUGAUCGGAUCGGAUGGUAAUGGUGAGGGGAGAUGGUUUGCAGAUGAGGUUAACGUAAACGAUGUACUUAUUAGUGAGCAGCACUGGUAA
Penicillium digitatum Pd1 is the source of this 471-nucleotide messenger RNA. RefSeq names its product DUF1348 domain protein. The record is from RefSeq and is a predicted model, not a curated record. NCBI's taxonomy places the organism in Eukaryota, Fungi, Ascomycota, Eurotiomycetes, Eurotiales, Aspergillaceae.